Thunnus maccoyii (southern bluefin tuna) is the source of this 2190-nucleotide messenger RNA. It is a transcript of the gene irx4a, whose product is annotated as iroquois homeobox 4a. The record is from RefSeq and is a predicted model, not a curated record. Gene Ontology annotation, cellular component: nucleus. The coding region runs from base 249 to 1634 and encodes 461 amino acids. The transcript has 5 exons. Gene Ontology annotation, molecular function: RNA polymerase II cis-regulatory region sequence-specific DNA binding; DNA-binding transcription factor activity, RNA polymerase II-specific. Lineage: Eukaryota; Metazoa; Chordata; Actinopteri; Scombriformes; Scombridae. Gene Ontology annotation, biological process: neuron differentiation; regulation of transcription by RNA polymerase II; cell development.
ACUCUCUUCUCUAUGCAAGCACAGGCAUUAAAACACAUCAGGAGGCGGGGGGAUAUUGACUAGGCUGUGUCUCCCUCACACUCGUGUUUGGUCGGCAGGCAAUCUACCAACUGUCAAUCACGGAGAGGCGACCCAAGUUGGGAACCAUCAAACAGCCUGACUUCUGGUGUCAGUGCUGAGGGGGAUCUAUUUCAGCGUGACACGCCAUCAGCGGCAAAUCUAAAGAGGGCUCCAUUGUCAGAUUCCUGAUGACAACCAACUCUCUGACCACUUGCUGCGAGUCCACCGGCAGAUCCAUAGCCGACUCUGGAGUAGCGGCGUCCGGGCAGACACCAGUCUACUGCCCCGUGUACGAGAGCCGGCUGCUUGCCACAGCGAGGCAUGAACUGAGUUCAGCCGCCGCGCUGGGCGUGUACGGGAGCCCCUACACCAGCGGUCAAGGAUAUGGGAAUUACGUUACAUACGGCACGGACGCCUCGGCUUUCUACUCGCUGGGCACAUUCGAUACUAAAGAUGCCACAGCUUCUGCGCAUGCGGGAAUAACCCAGGCGACAGCCUACUACCCUUAUGAUCCUACCCUGGGACAGUAUCAGUAUGACAGAUAUGGUUCCAUGGAUGGAGGAACAAGGCGAAAGAACGCAACGCGUGAAACGACCAGCACGCUAAAGGCCUGGCUGCAGGAACACAGAAAGAACCCGUACCCAACUAAAGGCGAGAAGAUCAUGCUGGCCAUCAUCACCAAGAUGACUCUGACGCAGGUGUCUACCUGGUUCGCAAACGCCAGGAGGAGGCUCAAGAAGGAAAACAAGAUGACAUGGCCGCCCAGAAACAAGGGCUCAGAGGAGAAGAGAUAUGACGAGGAUGAGGACGGGUCUCAGGAGGAGCAGAUAAAAAGCGAAAACAAUGAGGAUGAAACCCGAAGUCGGGCUGAUAAGGACCUUCAGUUGAGCGACUUGGACGAUUUCGACACUCUGGAGUCUGAGAGCUCGGAGUGUGAGCUGAAGCACCGAUACCACAUGAACACACACAUGUCAACGACGAACGACUGCCCCACUGAACACCUCAUCAAGGACACGUCUCUGAAAAUCUCCAUCCCCGUCUCUCUCGGGGGGGAGCAGGACUUGAGCAAAAGUUGUCUCAAAACGAAUCCGGAGGAUUUCCAGCCGGACAGCAGACAGCAAGCAAAGGCGUGCUAUAAUCAGCAGCAACAACAGCAGCAGCAACAAGGGCACCAGAUAUUAGACGGCAAACCUCGGAUCUGGUCUUUGGCCCAGACCGCGACAUCCCUGAACCAGACUGAGUACCCGUCCUGUAUGCUGAGGUGCCAGCCGCCGCCCUCCUCCCUCACCCCGUCCCCCGCCGCUACCUCACCCGUGGCCGGCCUGGACAACAGGCAGGACUCGCCGGUCACGACCCUGAGAAACUGGGUGGACGGGGUUUUCCACGACCCCUUGUUCAGGCACAGCACUUUGAGCCAGGCUCUGACCAACACCACCGUCUCUUGGACCACGAACACCAAAGGCGCCAUUCUGGAGGCUGAGAGGAGCGCGGCGGCCUUGCAGCAGCAUCAAGACUCCUCCAAAGACAGUGCCAUGAGUUUCCCAAAAACUAUCAACAAACUCUUCUGUUCCUAACAAAACCAAAUGACCCUUUUGUUGCUAAAAGACACAGACUUUUGUGGCUGACUGAGAGUCGGAUGGAAAAGCAUACUUCGUCUUCAUGUUCCCCUCAUUAUGUUUUAUUCGUUUUUUUAAAAGCAAUGGUAGGCUAUAGCUGUUACAUUGGCGUUACAAGUGAAACAUUCGGAUCGGUUUGGCUUAUUUGAUUCAACGCACGCACAAAACUUAUCGAAAUGUAUAACUACAAGUUUACAUCUUGGGAAAAAAAAUAGGCCUGAGGUUUACAUGAUUUAUUUUUUACUUUUCUUUACUAUGCGCAUGCAAAUGUAAUUGAAUAUUAUUUAGGUCUCAGCAGUUGAGUAUCACUAUUAAAUGAAAAAAAGUCUCACAAAUGCACAGCUCUCCUGUAGGAAGUGGAUGAGAGCGUUUCAACUUUGUUCACUGAAAAUAAAAGCAGUCGUUUUCUGAGGAGCGCUUGUGAUGUUGGGUUAAUAUAAGAGUUGCUGUCCAUGGUGCUGAAAAAAAAGAAUGUCCUUGCUUUUCUUCCUUGGUCUGUCUUUUGAAAUGUAUU